ACCGCGCUCGCCGCUUCUCCCCGCUCCGAUGCGCUGUUUUUUCCCACGUCUCCUCAUGUCCUCCGCGUCUCUGUCUGGAUCCUCUCAGCGCUGAUGUGACUGCAGUUCUUCCGUUGAUUUGACACGUUUCUCCAGUCGAUGAGAUGCGUUCACGGUGGACUUACGUCGCCUGGAUUUGCGUCUUCAGUCUCGGCGCCUUCGGGACUUUCUGCAUUCCCGCUAAUGAAGUGAAUCUGCUGGAUUCUCGCUCAGUAAUGGGUGAUUUGGGCUGGGUCGCCUACCCGAAGAACGGGUGGGAAGAAAUCGGAGAGGUGGAUGAGAACUAUGCGCCCAUCCACACGUACCAAGUGUGCAAAGUAAUGGAGCACAACCAGAACAACUGGUUGCAGACCAACUGGAUAUUAGCCCAAGGUGCCCAGCGAGUUUUCCUGGAGCUCAAGUUCACCCUACGGGACUGCAACAGUCUCCCUGGAGGUCUGGGUACAUGCAAGGAGACUUUCAACGUCUACUAUUACGAAACCAAUGAUGAGGAGAGAAGGAAUAUUCGGGAAAGCCAGUAUUCAAAGAUUGACACCAUCGCGGCUGACGAAAGCUUUACGGAGCUUGAUCUCGGAGACAGAGUCAUGAAGCUAAACACGGAAGUUAGGGAUCUGGGUCCACUGACCAAAAAAGGCUUCUACUUGGCUUUCCAAGACCUGGGCGCGUGUAUCGCCCUCGUGUCUGUUCGUGUCUUCUACAAAAAGUGUCCUUUUGUUGUCAGGAAUUUGGCCCUCUUCCCGGAUACUAUAACUGGGGCAGAUUCCUCUCAGCUUCUGGAGGUGUCAGGGACCUGCGUCAACAACUCGGUGACCGAUGAACUUCCCAGGAUGCAUUGCAGCGCUGAGGGGGAGUGGCUGGUGCCCAUCGGGAGGUGCAUGUGCCAGGCGGGCCAUGAGGAAGUUAAUGGCUCCUGUCAAGUGUGUAAACCGGGGUUUUACCGCUCGGUUCUGGAAAGCAGGAGCUGCAGUAAAUGUCCCCCCAGAAGCUUCAGCAAGGUUGAGGCGUCCAGCUCCUGUCAGUGUGACCAAGGCUACUUCAGAACCCAGAUGGACCCCGCUAACAUGGCCUGUACACGGCCUCCUUCUGCUCCACGUAACGCUAUCUCCAAUGUGAACGAAACCAGUGUGUUCUUGGAGUGGACUGCGCCUGAAGACACUGGUGGUCGGAAAGACGUCAGAUACAACAUCCUCUGCAGUAAAAUCAUCACCGACUCGGGUUACUACGAGCCGUGUGGAAGCCAUGUGCGGUUUCUGCCUCAGCGAACAGGCUUGAGAAACACCUCGGUCAUGGUGGUGGAUCUCCUGGCUCACACCAACUACACGUUUGAGGUGGAGGCUGUGAACGGCGUGUCAGAUCUAACGGGCCCUCCGCGUCAGUACGUCUCGCUCAAUGUCACCACCAACCAAGCAGCUCCGUCUCCUAUAACCGUGGUGAAGAAAGGCAAGACGUCGAAGAAUAGCAUCACGGUGUCCUGGCAAGAGCCCGAUCGACCCAACGGCAUCAUCCUCGAGUAUGAGAUCAAAUACUUUGAGAAGGACCAGGAAACAAGCUACACAAUCAUCAAGUCAAAGGAGACAGAGGUUUUAGUCGAUGGCCUUAAAGCUUCCUCUGCGUACAUCUUUCAAAUCAGAGCACGCACUUCCGCGGGGUACGGAGGCUUUAGUCGCCGCUUUGAGUUUGAAACCAGUCCUUACUUAGCAGCCUCCAGUGAGCAGGGUCAGGUGCCUAUUAUUGCUGUCGCUGUGACUGUGGGCAUCAUCCUCAUUGCCUUGGUCACGGGUUUUCUCAUGAGUGGCAGACGUUGUGGAUACAGCAAAGCCAAGCAAGAUCCAGAUGAGGAGAAGAUGCACUUCCACAAUGGCCACAUCAAAUUUCCUUCGGUCCGCACGUAUAUCGAUCCCCACACCUAUGAAGAUCCCAACCAGGCUGUCCACGAGUUCGCCAAGGAGAUUGAUGUCUGCUGUAUCACCAUCGAGCGGGUUAUUGGAGCUGGUGAAUUCGGGGAGGUGUGCAGUGGUUUGCUGCGGCUGCCGGGGAAGAGAGAGAUCCCAGUGGCCAUUAAAACUCUGAAAGCUGGAUACACGGAGAAGCAGAGGAGGGACUUCUUGGGUGAAGCCAGCAUUAUGGGACAGUUCGAGCAUCCCAACAUCAUCCAUCUGAAGGGGGUCGUCACUAAGAGUAAACCGGUGAUGAUAAUAACAGAAUAUAUGGAGAAUGGAUCUCUGGACACCUUUCUGAAGAAGAAUGAUGGUCAGUUCACUGUGAUCCAGUUGGUUGGCAUGCUGCGUGGCAUAGCAUCGGGCAUGCGCUACCUCUCCGAGAUGGGAUAUGUGCACCGUGACCUCGCUGCCCGCAACAUCCUGGUCAACAGCAACCUGGUGUGUAAGGUGUCUGACUUCGGCCUGUCCAGAGUGCUGGAGGACGACCCAGAGGCAGCUUACACCACUCGCGGAGGGAAGAUCCCCAUCAGAUGGACGGCUCCAGAGGCCAUCGCCUACAGGAAGUUCACCUCCGCCAGUGACGUGUGGAGCUACGGCAUCGUCAUGUGGGAAGUGAUGUCGUACGGAGAAAGGCCCUACUGGGAGAUGAGCAACCAAGAUGUGAUAAAGGCAGUGGAGGAGAACUACAGACUGCCGGGGCCCAUGGACUGUCCGACCGCCCUCUAUCACCUCAUGAUGGACUGCUGGCAGAAAGACAGGAACAGCCGGCCCAAAUUCGAGGAGAUUGUCAGCUUAUUGGACAAGCUUAUCCGCAAUCCCAGCAGCCUGAAGGGUCUCGUUAACCCAUCUAACAGAGUGUCUAAUCUGUUAGUGGAGCAGGGCAGUCCAGAGGGCUGUGUGUUCAGAUCAGUGGAGGAGUGGCUGGAGGCCAUCAAAAUGGGUCGAUACACUGAGCUUUUCAUGGAAAGUGGAUACACUUCUCUACAAGUAGUCACUCAAAUGACCUUGGAAGAUCUCCGGCGGGUCGGAGUCACUUUGGCGGGCCAUCAGAAGAAGAUCCUCAACAGCAUUCAGGAGAUGCGGGUCCAGAUGAUGAACGCCACUAUGCCCAUAUGAGGCUCACACCAGCCUCCAGCAGUAGCCUAGCACUUUCUACAGACACUUAUUUAUUGAACGGAACUAUUAAUGAAGAAACCUGACGACGGACAAAACGGCGACGGUCUUCGUUUUUUUUUUUUUUUGAACUCUCACCGAGGAGCUGGACCGAAACGUUGAGUGCUGUUUCUUUUGGAAAAGUGUGGCACAUCUCCAGGUAGGAUCGCUGACUCGGGAUCAGGCAUCUCUGGGCUGAAUGUAUAGCAUUUUUCCAUGACCUCAUUCAACAAUGUUAAUACCUCCGGAAUGAGAGACUGCGUUGGACUUUUAUUUUGUGAAUUUAUUUAGUGAAUUUUCAGCAGUAAAAGACUGAAGUCAUAUCAAUGGAAAAUAUGGCAGUGUUAAACAAAGCAAUAGUAGAUUUCCAGCUCGAUGAUCGUUGAUUUUGCUUCACUCUCAAUUGUUACUUCCUUGUUUUGAAAAGGCCAGACCAACACUGCCUGAUUUUUCACAGAUUUAACCAAAUUCAGUCAAAUUUUUUUUCAGUUAGUUGGAAGAAAUUUUGAUAUGUAUGACAUUUUGUUUACUUUUCGCACAGCUACAAACUGACAAGCUUGAACUCAGUGUUUCUGAUCUCACUUCAUCUAUGCUAAAACAGAUGGAUAAGGACAACAAUAUUCAUAAACCUCACUACUAUGCCAUACUUUUUAAAUUAAGAUUACUGCGCAAAAUAAAAAUGCAGAUAUCAUCAAGGUAUCAUCAAUUUUCCCUUGAAAACAUGUUUCUUUUUUUAAAACUGCAAAACUAUUACGAGUAAUAGGUCUGAAAAAAACUGGUAAUUAUCAAGAAAUUAUAUAUGAAAUCUAGAUUGUAAAAGAAAUUGAUUACAUAUAGUAUAUGUGGAUACCUGAUAACAAUUAGAAGUGAAUAGUCUAGCAUGGAAAAGAUAAUGGGAGCAUAGAAACACAUUGUAAUACUCAAUAAGUUAAGGUAAUUCAAACCAUUUAAGUUCAAAACCUAAUCCUAGUGAGUACUUAACUUAAGUUGAGUUGUCAACUUAAACCAUUUGAGUACACGAAUAAAUGAAUUACUUUAAAACCCAAUAAAUUAAGAGAACUCAAAUCAAUUGAGUACUGUAAAACCCAAUAAGUUAAGUCAACUCAAAUUGUUUGAGGAAACCGAUUGCUACAAACCAUUUAAGUUUAAACAUUUAUCCUAAUGACUACUGUGAACUUAAUCCAUUUGAGUACAUGAACAAAUUAGAGUACAGUAAAGCCCAAUUAAUAAAGAGCAUUCAAAACAAUCGAGCACUGUAAAACACAAUAAGUUGUCAACUCAAAUUGUUUGAGGAAACUGAUUGCUACAUAUCAUUUAAGUUAAAAAAUUAAUCCUAAUAAGUACAGUGAACUUAAUCCAUUUGAGUACACGAAAAAAAAGGAGUACAGUAAAACCCAAUAAAUGAAGAGAACUCAAAUCAAUUAAGUACUGUAAAACCCAAUAAGUCAAGUCAACUUAAAUUGCUUGAGAAAACCUUUCUAAUGCUUUUUUUAGAUGAGGAAACUCUCCAUUAAACAACAAAAGCAAAGUAGAAACAGAUUUUAGGUUCAGGGGUGCAGUUAAAUUUCAAUUUGAUAAUCAGAAGAGAGCGUAAAGCACAUAAAACAUAAGCGUUGACUUUACAUCACAUUUACAUCACAAGAUUCGAUUGAAAUUACGCAGAAAUCUCGCAGUGUUUGCUCAGCCUAAGAGGAUGGAUGGGAUUGUUUUCCUUUUGCACAAUAAGUGUCGUGAAGGGUGGAGGAAAGGUAUUUGUAUUUGAAAAAUGUGACAUGUUUCCAAACCACACAUUUGUUUUAGUUCUGCUGAUGUUUUUUUUUUCUUUUUCAUGUAAAUAGUGUACAGUUACAGUAUUGAUCCAGUGGAGCUCAGACGCAUUCAUCCAUGUUCAUGUUCAUGUGCAGGUGGGCUUACAUGAUUUGUAUAUUCAGUCCAGUCAAUAAAUGUUUCUAUUGAU
Messenger RNA from Danio aesculapii, 5088 nucleotides. Its product is annotated as ephrin type-A receptor 5. The record is from RefSeq and is a predicted model, not a curated record. Gene Ontology annotation, molecular function: protein binding; transmembrane-ephrin receptor activity; ATP binding. NCBI's taxonomy places the organism in Eukaryota, Metazoa, Chordata, Actinopteri, Cypriniformes, Danionidae. Bases 144 to 3095 code for a protein of 983 amino acids. Gene Ontology annotation, cellular component: plasma membrane; neuron projection. Gene Ontology annotation, biological process: cell surface receptor protein tyrosine kinase signaling pathway; axon guidance; protein phosphorylation. The transcript is spliced from 17 exons.